Messenger RNA from Seriola aureovittata, 3841 nucleotides. RefSeq names its product zinc finger, B-box domain containing (gene zbbx). The record is from RefSeq and is a predicted model, not a curated record. The transcript has 20 exons. Gene Ontology annotation, biological process: cilium movement. Gene Ontology annotation, molecular function: zinc ion binding. Gene Ontology annotation, cellular component: motile cilium. The coding region runs from base 245 to 3703 and encodes 1152 amino acids. NCBI's taxonomy places the organism in Eukaryota, Metazoa, Chordata, Actinopteri, Carangiformes, Carangidae.
CGCCCUGAGCUCAGAGACUGAAGCAUGCUGUCGGCGAAAAACUUCAUAUAGCAGGCGUGAAUUAUUAAAGUAUUCCCUUUAAGUGAAAGAACAUAAAACAGGCUGAAUUGAAAAGUGAAAGAUUGAUUGUCCUGCCACGGGCUGGUAAACCAAGGACAGUAACGGAGAGUUUAAGAAGAGACUCUUUGAAAAAAGCACAGCAAAAGACGCUGGAGGAAUACCUGAGCCCCCAGAAAGAAGAGGCAUGAAUUUAAAUGACUUUGUGGUGCUUCCUAACAACAAGGCUAAAUCCAUCAAGCUCAAUGCCAGGAACCUGCAAGAACUGCAGAUGGAGACCGUAUCUCUGGCCCAGGAGAGCAAAGAGAUGGAGGAGAAACUGCAACAGCUGAAACAGAGCAUGAGUAAAGAGAAGAGGGAGAGAGGGCAUUCAGGAGGGUUUAGAUGGAAAUCUGGACAAUGUGGUUCUUUAACCAGCAAUGCUAUAACAAACAGCACCAAGACGAACAAGGAGAACAGACUCCAAAAGCUGUCAGCAGGGAAGAUGAUGAUCCGAGUGCUAAAGGAUGAAUCCCUGACAGCCCCACCUCAGCCACCACCCCCACCUCCGACGACAAGAAAAAACAGGCUGAGGGGAACAAUCUGUGGACAGUGUGAAGUCAAGACUGCUGGACUAAUCUGUGCUGAAUGCACAGAAAACUACUGCAUUGGCUGCUUUGCUAGAUUUCACCAGAAGGGGGCACUGAAGCUCCACAGAAUGAUCGCCAUUCAGACAGACUUACAGACCCAUGUGAGCACUCGAGAUGUAGUCAGUUACUCUCCCAGUACCUUUACGAGUGUUAAUUCCAGUCCCAAUUCCAAACCCAAUCCCAGUCAUACCUCCACAUCUGGUGCAAGUACCAGACGAGGAGAUCAGAGCCCAGAAAAAGGAACAGAGGUUUUGGCAAAACCCAUGCAACUGCACCCUGAUACCUGCCAGGUGUUGGUUGUGAAUCAUGGAGAGGAGAAAAAAUUGGAAAUUAUUGAAGAAGGACUGAAUAGAGAGGAUGAAAAGGGAUUUCCCACUUCUCUUCUUAGAGGAGAAUACAAUGAGGAGGAGUCGGCCAGAUCUUUUCAGGAGGCUCUCAGACAGUGGAGAGGAGAGACGAGCGAUGGAGCCGGAGAUCCCAUUCGUGAGGAUGCAAUGUGGAUACCUGUCCGACCAGUAUCAGUGUCAGCUAUGGCGACCCAGGCUGACCUCCCUCCAGACAGAGAAGCUGAAGGACGAGGAUGCAGAGGGGGGCAAAGGGGGGUACCUGUCAGGGUGGAGUUCACAGAAAACAGCCUUACCUACACGGACAGAUUGCUUCUCAAGAAGCACCGCAGAACACCAAUUGAAACGUAUGAUCCUGCGUUGGGCUAUGGUCCAGAUUUAAAACCACUACAUAAAACAAACACUGAGGAGGACAGAAGUCUAACAGCUCAGGAAGAGGAUUUUCGGCACUACUGUGCAUCAUUGUUUGCUGUCCCUGUCAGCAGAGGUAGGACUGAGGCUCAAAUUACUGCACCUGAACCGUGCCUUGUCAUCGAAGUACUGGAUGAGACAGAUAGAGACAUAAAUGGAGUCUUUGUUGCUGAACACAGGACAAACAACAACGGAGAGGUACCCUUGUUCCAGCAGGUCUCCAGCAACGUAAGAACACUAGGGCCCCAAACCAGUGGUGGGUCCUUAAGAGUCAACCGCUCUUCUCGCAGUCCAACCCAACCUUUCAGACAGUCUAGAGCACCGGCACAGCCUAUGUCUGUUAUCUUAAACACAGCAUCACCCUCUAAAGGCAUGCCAUCAGCACCCCCCACUGCUGAGACUCAAAGGACUUCAAAGACAUCAAUCAAGACAUCGAUCUCAAAGUCACAAAAGUCCAAUUGUUCCCUAACUGACCACAAAUCAAAAGCUGACCAUGGGUCACCACAACUUUCCCAAGUUGAGAUCCUUAAAUUCUUGUCCCCUCUCUCAUUUCCAACUGAUGUGUCUCCAUUGACUAGAUCAUCAACCCCAAAAGAGAAUCCCUCCCUUUCUCCUUCCGUAUCCUUCUCUCUUAGGUCUACGUUCACAGUCUCACCAUCAAGCUCUACUGAGUCAACCUUAUUGCCCAGAGUUUACCAUUCAACCCCAUUACAAAAAGGCUCAGACUCAUCUCUGUUGCCAGAACAAUUCCAAUCUUCCAAGUUAUUCCCAGAACCAAUCUCAUCACCAAAGCUUUUGCAAUCACCACCAAGCAAUCUGGAGACCCCAAUGCAAUCCCAAGAUUCCUUGUGUGACCCAGAGUGUCUCCUAUCAGUUAAUCAACUCGAGCUGCCUCAGUCUUCCAGGCCAAACCCACAAACAAAAAGCCUGGAACCCAGCCGGUCACAAACAAACCCUGUGCCAUUCAGGGCACCUGUUAAAAACCCAUCAAGUUUUUCUCUAUUUAACAAGUCCCCUCCAGAUGCAUAUUCUAGCUAUAAGUCAACCCCAACAUAUGGGAAUGCACCGGUUUUUAUAUCCUCUACCUCCAUCUCUUGUGACCAUGAAUUAGCUCUGACCCAUCAGGAUACGGAUGCAUGCAUGCCAUCACUUUCACCACAUCCCUUAGAUGUCACCCAGGAUCCUCUUUUAGCUGUGAAAAUGGUGGAGGAAGAGGAGCUAUCAGUAGACAGUGGAGAUGAAAUGUCCAGUGAUAGCCUAGGUCUGGCUCCACAUGAGGAAGACUCUUCAGAUGAAGAAGCACAGAUGCAUGGAUGUUUAACAAGAGGGAAAUCCAGAGACGAGGAGCAAGGGAAUUCUGCCAUAUCUCAUCUAGGAGAUUCCUUUGUUCCUACAGAUGCAGAAAGGGAAAAAUAUUUGCGGACUGAUGAGCCAGAACAGCUGUCAGAACCAUCCAUGGUGAUGCACAACCAGAGUGCUGGGUUUGGAUCAGAGCAAUUCUGUGAUCUGGAUGGGUUUUCCCCUUUGGGUUUGGAUUUGAAUUCUGGUCACUCUGACACAACAGAACACACACACUGUGACCCACUGCGCACAUGCCAAACUUCACCAAGUGACUCAGACCCAACAGGGUCAGAGUCUCGUGGACCAAGCAGCAGCCUCAGUGCCCAUACUGAGAAACACCUGGUUUUCAGUGUGAUGCAGGACAACCACAUGCAGUCAACUGGAAUUCAAAUUUGCUCAACCACACCCACCAGGAGAGGAAAAACAUCAGCAAAUGAACUAGGAACAUCUGGGUCAAACUGGUCUGGCACAUCCACACCAACUCUGUCUCACCCUCCAAGGAUAACCCCAGCUGUAUUUACCUCCCUCUCUCAUUCCCCAUCUCCUCCUCCUCUCUCUUCUCGCCUGUCACGUCCUGCACUGGGCUCAGAAUUGGGUCCAGCAUUUCGUCCGUUGUCCCGUGCAACCCAAGAGAUCAUGGAGAUCUGUAGUAUGGAUCAGUCAGGCUGUGAGGACCCUGACCUGGACACCGACACAACUGUACACACACUCCACGGUCUGGAGCAGGAACUCAGGCUCAUGGCUAAGGGUACAGACGCACACAAAACAGGGAUGCAGGCUUCAGUAUUUGGUACAGGAAAAUAUGAAAGCCAACAUCAGCAUGGGAAUCAGCAUUUGACAUGGGACAGAGUCAGUGAGGAACAAAAGGAAGAGGAGGAGGCCGCACAGAGAGACCGGCAGAGUGUCCUCUUACUAUCCUGAGAUAUUUACACAUGCAUGCACACACACACACACACACACACAUGUAUCACUCCACACAAAUAUACAUAUUUAUGAGAGGGUAAAGCAAGAAAAAGACACAAUGGAUGUAAUUUUAAUUGUGUUCACGUGGUGUAAAGG